Xylaria bambusicola is the source of this 2595-nucleotide messenger RNA. RefSeq names its product Reticulon-domain-containing protein. Lineage: Eukaryota; Fungi; Ascomycota; Sordariomycetes; Xylariales; Xylariaceae. The record is from RefSeq and is a predicted model, not a curated record. Bases 722 to 2170 code for a protein of 482 amino acids. The transcript is spliced from 6 exons.
GGGGGAUGUUGUGAUAGACGUCCAAGGCGGCAUGUUGCGCAACUCAAUCGAUUUUUCUUCAUUUGUUGAGUAGGCCUUAUUCAGGAACGAUAUUAGGAGAUAACAUAUGAAUCCAUAGGCAAGUGUUCUACUAGGGCUAGUAUGUGGCAGGUCCCAGUCUCAGUAUAUAAUUUCAUUCAUAUGUGAGACGUCAUUAAGAUCACCCGAUAAGCUGGGCUAAGUAAUGAUACUGGUUCCCAAGGAAGCGGGAUUUCCAGUGGCGGAUCGUGAUGUAGGACGGUAUGAUGCCUCGAACCACGUGAACCUGAGAACAUAAGUGAGCCACGGAUAAUUCCGUCACAAUGAGUCAUUGACUUUGUCUUUCUCCUCAAUGAUAUCUCACUGUUAUCUUGUAUAUCGAGCUAACUUCCCGGAAGUACUUGAUCAGCCAUCCCUGAUCGUGUUUAGCUUGAGCCUGAACCUUAUAUAAGACCAUAAUUUUGAUCCUCGCACCAAUAGUAUCGCCUCGAGCGUCACGGCGUCAGUCUAUCUCCGUUCGCGUCAUGUUCUCAUCACAAAUGACGGAUUGAUAUUGCCCAGUUAUUAACUUGUUCUAACGACACUAGAGCCUCCCUCUAAUAUGUGAGACAUAAACCCAGUACAGCGUAGUACCUCAUCCUCCAAGUAAUCUCUUUUCACCAACAAAACAACGCUCUCAACAAUCGCUAAUUCAUACUCAAAAAUGGGCGAACCAACUUACGUGGUGAUGCCCAUUCGGGCGGAUGGAUCCACGUCGCAGGAAAAUGACAGGCAAAUGGCCACCGCCAUCGAAGAGUCACUACAUGAAAGACUACAUCCCACUGAAGAUGAACCAGCUGCUGGGCCUUUGAAGAAAGCUAUAGCUCAUCAAGAUAGCCUAUAUAAGUAUAUCUCUUGGGAGGACCCGGCUCGAAGUAUCGGUUCGUACCUCGGGAUUGUGGCGCUGAUGUACGGAGUGCAUUAUCUUCAUUGGGGACAGUGGCUUCUGAAGAUGGGUGCAACUGCCCUUGGAGUAAUGUCUCUCGCCUCUUUUGCGAGUCACUCGACUAGAUCCGACUUUGUUGGACGCAUGCGACCAGAGUAUAAGACAGUGCCGGAGCCGACCCUAAACGCCACACUCAAGGAUAUCCACGACUUCGUACAGUACCUCGCAAUUCAAGGACAGAAAAUUCUCUACGGCGAGGACUUGAGCAAGACCUUUGGGGCUUUCCUCGGGCUUACGGGUUUAUUCUGGCUGGCUAAGAUCCUGACUCCCUUCGACCUGGAAGUUCUAGGCCUUAGUUCAGUCUACCUUGCUCCUCUCAUAUUGUCACCCAAAGCUCGUGAGACAGCUCAAUGUGCCAAAGCCAACGCACAGAAGCUAGCUUAUACAGCGAGCGACAGUGCUCAAGCUAAUGCACAGGACCUGACCAAUUCAGCAGCCAAGAGUGCCAAAGGGGCGGUCAACGAUGUUAAAGCCAAGUCAGCAGAUAUAUCAUCUAGGUCCCAAGAGGCUGCCGGGAAUUUGGCCUCAGGAGCUCAGCAAGGCGCCAAGAACCUGGCGUCUAGUACGCAGCAAACCGCUUCAGAUUUGUCAUCUGGAGCGCAAGGAACUGCGGGAAAUCUGGCCUUAGGGACUCAAAAAGGCGCCAAAAAUCUAGCAUCCAAUACCCAACAAGGUGCUAAGAACCUCGCAUCCAGUACACAGCAAGCCGCUUCUAGCUUGUCCUCAGGGACGCAAGAGACUGUUGGGAACCUGGCUUCAGGAGCUCAACAAGGUGCUAGGAACGUGUCAUCUAGUACCCAACAAGGCGCCAAGAACCUGGCGUCGGGUACGCAGCAAACUGCGUCAAAUUUGUCCUCUGGGACUCAGGAGACUGUAGGGAACUUGGCGUCAGGGGCUCAGCAAGGUGCCAGGAAUGUGUCGUCUGGCACCCAACAAACCGCUUCGAGUGUGUCGUCCGGGGCGCAAAGCAUGGCCGGGAAUCUAUCUUCGGGGGUACAACGGAUUGCCGGGGGAGUUUUGCCCGAGAAGUCUACGGCUAGGAACUCGUCAACCCGCUAUGAACAGCCCAACGCGAAUAUACAGACCCGUCCAGCGGACGUUGUUCUGGAUGACAGCUCUGCUGUUGCUGACAGAUUCGCUUUCCAGCAUCAUGUCCAAAAGGACUAAGGUCAGUGAGGCGCGGUCUUAUCUUCAACGCGAAACUCGAAGAACUAUGAUUACUGGGGUUACCAUCGAAAUAUGUGUUAUGUGUAGCACACAGUUGUCCGCACCAAUCAUUACAUACAGUCUGAGAUGUGUCGCAAUUCGGCUCUGUGGUCCGUAUUAGAGGUUCCGGCCGUUCUAUGGCUGAAGGAGGGAAUUAGGUCAUGUCUCUACUACUUUGUACGACUUAUAUAAAAUAAACAUGUGGUUUGUAUAUCCAUCUGUGAAGGGAUAGUAUACUCCGUCGUUAUAGGUUGCUUUCCGAAAUUAUUGGAUAGUGUUGCACGCGUACAAGCUGAAUAUACAGUUUGCCUUGCACUUCGGCCGUACGAGAGACCAUAGCAGGCUGUUCAUGAUUAUUCAAAGACAUAGGCAAUAUUGGAAAGUGA